AUGAUGCUUUGAAUCAUGGAAUAAUAGUAGAUCUUUAAACAACAAUAGAACAACAACAUUUACUACCAAUUACCAAAACAAAAAUUUUUCUAACAUGAAAUUUCUCAUAAGUUUUCUACUAAUCUUUACCAUUACCCUACAAACAAAGGCCGCUUAUAGGGACAAUCUUCUUUACGACGACUCCAACCAAAAACUCAACGAUUCAAAAGCCUUAAAAAACUGUGACGAACGCGUUUGUUCGCGUAUUUAUCGUCCCUUAUGUAUAUCUGUUGAUGGCAUACAGACCACUGUUGCCUCUCGUUGUCACUUGGCUAAACUUCGUUGUGAUGCUAUGAAACAUAAGUUGGAGAAUUCCAAAGCUCCCCGACCCAUUAUACGUGUGGUGCAUAUUGGCGGUUGUUAUGAUAAGCCUAAAAGAAGACCAAAUUCAAAAUGGUUGCGCUAUCCCGAAGAUGGUAAAUACAAAGGACGCUAUUGAGCAGCAGGAGUUUUGCAAAAUAUAGUUAAUAAUUUAUUUAGUUUAAUAAAAUAUUAGUUAAUUAAACAAAA
This is a messenger RNA of Lucilia sericata (common green bottle fly), 549 nucleotides long. RefSeq lists its product as uncharacterized. NCBI's taxonomy places the organism in Eukaryota, Metazoa, Arthropoda, Insecta, Diptera, Calliphoridae. Gene Ontology annotation, molecular function: protein binding. The record is from RefSeq and is a predicted model, not a curated record. The coding region runs from base 95 to 478 and encodes 127 amino acids. The transcript has a single exon.